GGACUGUUCUUGGUCACAGUCAACCCGUACUGUCCCUUGCCGAUCUAUACCAAUGAGUAUGUCAAAAUGUAUAAGGGUCAAAGUCGAGAAGAUACCCGACCACAUGUCUUCGCAAUGGCCGACCAAGCAUUUCGAAAUCUUGUGGAAGAAGGAGAAAACCAAAGUAUCCUCGUCACGUAAGUGGUAUCCUUAAGGCAUGAUUCCGGAUCUGUAUUCUCUAACACUACGAUAUAGUGGAGAAUCGGGAGCUGGUAAGACAGAGAAUACCAAAAAGGUGAUCCAGUAUCUUGCGGCUGUUGCAACGGCGGAUACCCCGAUGUCGAGGUCAGGAGCGAAGCAGUUUUCAAAUCUCUCCCAGCAAAUCUUGAGAGCAAACCCCAUACUCGAGGCCUUCGGAAAUGCACAAACAGUGAGGAACAACAAUUCAUCUCGAUUCGGAAAGUUCAUUCGAAUUGAAUUCACCCGUUCCGGUCAAAUUGUGGGGGCCUGGAUAGACUGGUACCUUCUUGAAAAAUCAAGGGUGGUGAAGCCCAAUCCCCAGGAGAGAAACUACCAUAUAUUUUAUCAACUUCUUCAGGGCGCGGACAGAGAGUUGCGGGACACUCUUCACCUGGGCGACCUGGACUUCGAUGGAUUUUCUUAUCUGAAGGAUGGCAAUGACUCAGUCGCCGGGGUUUCUGAUGCGGACGAGUGGAAUUCAUUGAUGGAGGCCUUCCAUAUCAUGAAUUUUUCGCCAGAUGACCAGAUGUGCAUCUUACGAACAAUCGCAGCGGUGCUCCACCUUGGCAAUAUCGCAAUCGGUAAAGAGAGUCUGCGAGGCGAUCAAGCAGCCUUGGCGCCGGGAGCAUACGAGAAUGUGCAGAAAGCAUGCGACCUUUUGGGGAUUGACCCGGAAGCGUUCGUAAAAGGGCUGCUUCAUCCCAAGGUCAAGGCUGGUCGGGAAUUGGUCGAAAAGGUUCAGACUCCGGAGCAGGUCACCGCCGCACUCGAUGCCUUGGCCAAGGGUAUCUAUGAGCGUGGAUUCGGAGACCUCGUUAACAGGAUAAACAGCCAGCUGGAUCGCAAUGGUAUAGCAGGUGAUGACAGCUCUUUCAUCGGAGUUCUUGACAUUGCUGGUUUCGAAAUCUUCGAAAAUAACAGCUUUGAACAGCUCUGCAUCAACUACACAAAUGAGAAGCUUCAACAAUUCUUCAACCAUCACAUGUUUAUUCUUGAACAAGAAGAGUACGCCAGAGAACAGAUUGAAUGGCAGUUCAUUGAUUUCGGAAAAGACUUACAGCCUACUAUCGACCUCAUCGAGCUGACAAACCCGAUCGGUAUCUUCUCUUGCCUGGACGAGGAUUGCGUGAUGCCGAAGGCUACCGACAAAUCUUUUACGGAGAAAUUGCACUCGCUAUGGGAUCGCAAAUCGCCUAAGUACCGUGCCUCUCGCCUGAACCAAGGAUUCGUUCUCACCCACUAUGCCGCUGAGGUUGAGUAUUCAACACAUGACUGGUUGGAGAAGAACAAAGAUCCCUUGAACGAUAACAUCACACGUCUUCUGGCGUCGUCCAGCGAUAAACAUGUUGCAAACCUUUUUAACGAUUGCGGCGAUGGCGACGAGUCUACAUCGAAAAGCCGUGUGAAAAAGGGUCUGUUCCGAACGGCAGCUCAAAAACACAAGGAACAGCUCGCGAAGCUCAUGAACUCGCUACAUUCCACUCAUCCACACUUUAUCCGCUGCAUAAUUCCUAACCACAAGAAACGCCCGAAACUGUUCAAUGCACCCUUGGUUUUGGAUCAACUUCGAUGCAACGGUGUCCUUGAAGGCAUCCGAAUCGCCCGCACUGGAUUUCCCAAUCGGCUACCCUUCACUGAGUUCCGACAACGUUAUGAAGUCCUGUGUCGUGACAUGCCUAAAGGCUAUUUAGACAAUCAGAGCGCUACACAGAUGAUGCUAGACAAACUAGGCAUGGAUAAAGCUUGGUAUCGUGUCGGCUUAACGAAAGUGUUCUUCAGAGCGGGAGUUUUGGCUGAGCUCGAAGAGAAACGUGACAAGCAUAUUCGAGAUAUUAUGACUCGCUUCCAAUCCAUUUCCCGCGGCUUCGUCCAGCGGCGAAUCGCAAAUAAGCGGUUAUACCGUGCGGAAGCAACUCGCAUCAUUCAGCGGAAUUUCCAUGGUUACUUGGAUCUAAAAGCAAACCCAUGGUGGAGGCUCUUUAUGCGGAUGAAGCCGCUUCUUGGAGAGACUCGGACAGCAACGGAGGUGAAGCGAAGGGACGAGCAGAUCCAGAAGCUCGAGUCCAAAAUGCAGAAGGAGCUCGCCGAUCGUCAGAAGCUAGAAGAAGAGAGACGGCGAGCAGAGCAAGAAAUCCAACGCAUCAAGCAAACUCUCGAAAGUGAACGGACUCUUGCUCUUGACAAGGAAGAAAUAUUCAAGCGUCUCCAACUGCGUGAAGUUGAGCUGACUGAGAAGCUAUCUGGCGCCAUUGCCGAUCAAGAAACCCUGGAGGAUCAACUGGAUGAUCUUAUUGCCGCCAAGAAGAAGGCUGAGGAGCAGCUUGAGAUCAGGAGGACGCAGCUUGAACAAGCUGGUCAGAUCAUUGAACGUCUGGAGGCUGAAAAGCAUGAGCUGCAGGAGCACCUGCUAGAACUCAACGACAAGCUAAAGGCGGCUGAGAGCACGAAUCAAGAGAGAGAUACACAGGUCCACAAUCUCACUCAGGAAAUAAAGAUGUUACAGAGUCAUCUGAGUCUCAAAGACCGCAAACUGCACGACUUGGAAGCCAAACUACUAAAAUCUGACCAAGACCUCGACGUUAAGCUCGCCAAUACCAGUAAAGAGCUGGACAUCUCGAAGAAGAAAGUGAAGGAACUCGUCGAUGAGAACCGAUCUAUCAGACAACAGAUUGCAGACCUUUCAUCUACUUCGACAGGUUACGAGGAGAUGCUAAGGCGCAAAGAAGGCGAGUUAUCCGUUCUCCGCAACGACCUGAAAAAGCAUGAAACAGAUAGAAUGAGUCUCGAGAACGAGAAAUUAUCACUAUCUACUCGACAUGAUAAUAUGCAGAAGCGGCUACGCGAAGUGCAAGCGGAAAUGGACGCUAUGAGGGCAGAGAGAGCGAACCUUGAGCGUGAGGCGGCGGAUGCUCGCAAACUGUUAGAAGAAAAGAUGUCGGAGGAUGCCGAGGCAGGACAAAGCCGAGCAAUGCUGGAUCAGCAGGUCCGCGAUCUAAAAGCUCAGUUAUUCCAAGUUCAGGCGGAGCUCAGUCGAGAACGCCAAUCCAGAGAUGACGUCCAAAUGCUCGCGGAGCACGAAUUGAAAGAGCUCAAAGAGAAGUACGAAUCGCUGAACGAAUCCAAGAUAAUCAUCGAGAAAGAAAUGUAUAUUCAACAGGAUUCUCUGCGUCGCGCUACUGAAGCUCGAGCAGCUGCGGAGAAGGCGCGUAAGGAUCUGCAAAACGAGUUGAUCGGGCUUCGUGAGCGAUACACCGAAGCAGAAAAUGCCCGAUUAAACGCAGAGAGUGAGGCUGAGCGGAACAUAAUCAAGCAAGCAAACGAACGCCAGAACAGCUUGCGGCGUGACCUGGAGGCCAAAGAAAAACAGCUCGAUGAAGUGGAAGCUGAAAGGGGUCGUCUCGCUGGAAGGGUCCAAGAGCUCAUGCAGGCAAUUGCAGAUUCUGAGAAUUUCCGCAUCCGUCACGAUCAGCAUAAGGAACGCCUUGAGAGAGAACUUGUCACAGUAAAAGGCAGGCUAACAGCGUCUGAAAAUGACAACCGUGCUCUCUUGAAUAAGAUCCAGCAGAAGAACCUUGACAUCGCAAGAUCCAACUCACGGGCCGGUGAAAACCAGCGGGUCCGCAUGUCGCAACUGCAGAAUGAGAAAUGCAAACUCGAGGAAGAAAACAAGAAGUUGGCUCGUCAGCUAGGCGAUGCGCAACUUUCGAUUACGUCUCUCGAGAAGCACAAGGAAAAGCUUUCACUGAGUUUGGAGGAUGUGAAUCAUGAGAUUGCUCGAGAACACAAGGCGAGCCGUAAUGCAGAGAAAGCAGCAUCUGCAGUCAACCUUCAGCUCGCAGAAGCUAACAGGAAUCUUGAGACUGAAAGACAGCUAAGGAUUCAAGCACAAGCUAACACCCGAAAGCUGCAAGCUGCUCUGGAUCAAGCAAACAAGGAAAUUGAAGAUUCUCAUCUGCAAUUGAUGCUCUUGCACAAGGUCUUCGAUCCAGAAAUUGAUGAGACACCAAAGUCUUGGGAAUCAGUCCAGCCAGACUUAUCAAAGAAAGUCAAUCUGGCAGCACUCCUGGAAGCAGCGCACAGUAAUCUCCGUGUCACUGAAGAGAAGUAUGCUAGGGCUGAGAGCCAGCUUGCCGAGAUGCGUCGUCGCCACGAGGACGAAAUGAAGGAGCUCGAUGCUCGCUACUCUUCCUCGAAACGCGCACUGCUUGAGGAGAUCGACCAGAACCAGGUCGCCACUGCUCGUUCACCCACUCACUUACGCAAGAAUUCCGAAGCAGCCAUGAAGAGAUAUUCUAACCCUACUACCCCUAACCGACGGUACAACAUCAGCGACGCGGCUCAGGACUCUGGACGGUCUGACAGAACAGUCGAUACCAUCACCUUCCAAAAGCGGAUGGAUAUGGCUGCAGAACUUGAGGAGCUGCAGAAUAAGCUCCAGAUGACAGAGAUGCAAAACCGGCAUCUACAGGCUCAAAUCGAGCGAUCCACUCCGGUACGAGAUAUGUGGCAAGAUGACAGCCCAUCGGUUCGACGGAUGCAGCUGUUGGAGCGCGAGAAUGGCCGCCUCCAUGAGAAACUUGAUGACUCUGCUAAGAAGGUUUCAGCUCUGGAAAGGAGCAUCCAAUCCGGCGAGCUAUCCCUCCGAGACGUUCAGGCGAAAUCACACGAGGAAUUGUACGAUUUGAUCAACUCUCAGGAACACUCUCGUCGAUCCCUCCUACAAGUCCAUAAGAACGCCAUGGCUGAGCUAACGGAAGCCAAGUCACAGUCAGAGAAACUCAAGCGAGCAAAGGCAACCUUGGAGGUGGAGCUUCGUGAUGCUCGGUCAGAUGCCCAAGAACUGCAGCUUGCCAGGGACCAAGAUGCGGCUAGUCGAAACCAACUGCUUCAGGAAUUCGCAGAUCUCCAGAUACGUCUAGAUGCUGAAACUUCCAAGGCCACUGAUCUUGCCUCGAGCUUAAGUCUUUACAAGAGUCGUGCGGAUGAAUACUUCAGCAAGCUUGAGCAGGCAGAGAUCGCCGUACUAAAGGCAUCCCGCGCGGAACAGUUCGCCAAGUCUCAAGCUAAGGAGGCUGAAGACACUUGUGCCAGUAUCAUGGCCGAACGCAAGCAGAUGGAUGCGCUAGUGGAGGACUUGCAGCGUCAGACGCAGUCUUAUGAGGAGAAGAUCGAGGACCUUUCCGCUGAUCUUGAAGGGGCCUUGCAAGCCAAGAGACGACUGCAGAAUGAGCUUGAAGAUUACAGGAAUCAACGUGCCAUGGACAUCGAGGAUAAGGAGGCGUCACUCGAACAGACGAGAAAGAAAUACCAAAUGGAGUUUUCCAGCCUCACCAACGAGCUCGAGAUCGAGCGUGAGAACGUUCUUCAUGCUCGCGAGGAGACCGCUCGUCUCCGUGAAGAACUUGAUGAUCUUCGCAGCAAAUGGGACAAUGAAGUGCUUAACAGCUCAACAUGGGCUAAAGAAAAGGCUCGUCUGGAAAUGACACUCCAGGAUGUCUCGACUUCCAGGGAUGAGGCUGUGGCAGCUCACAAUGACGCCCAGGCAAAGGUCGUAUCGCUCCUCUCUCAGGUUCGCAACCUGCGGACAUCUGUGGACGAUGUGUCGGCAGAACGUGAUAUGCUUCUCAAGGAGAAGAAGAUGCUUGAGGCUAGGCUCACUGAGGCGGGAGAGCGGCUCGAGGAUCUAGUCAAGGGCGAAAGCCCAUCUAUGCGUAACGCCGCAAGCAUGGACCGUGAGCUCCUCGAACUAAAGUCGAAGCUUGCACAGCAAGAAGAUGUCUCUGCUGCUGCUGUCGGUAAAAUGAGGAGAGCCGAGGCUCUGGCGACGGAAAUGCAAAAGGAAGUCACCGCUGAACGAGAGACAAACGCACAGCUCUUUAAGGAAAGGGCAGCUCUAGAAAAGCAGCUCAAGGAAGCACAGCUCAGAUGCAUUGACCUGGAGACUAAAAGGUACUCGUCAGCAAGUCAGGAUGUUAGAUUCCUACAUAAGAGAAUCAAAGAUCUCGAGACGCAACUCGAAGAGCAAGAGUCCAAGCGCAACGCGGAGCAGCGCUCAGUACGUAGCAUCGACCGCACCGUCAAAGAUCUCCAAUCCCAAAUUGAACGCCGGGACAAGAUCAACGCUCAGCUCACCGAUGAUAUUGCCAAAUCUCGUGACAAGACCGAGCGUCUCCUCAAAACGAUUGAGGAUCUCCAGCAGAGCGAUUCUGAAAAUCAGCUUCAGGCGCGACGCGCGGAGAGGGAGCUGCGCGAAGAACGUGAGAAGGCCCUGCGCUUGGAGAGAGAACUUGAAGGCUGGAAAGCGCUACGGAUGGAGAGAGGCAGUGCUGUCGGACGUCCUGGCAUGGGCACAUUCAGCGACAUGGGCAGCCGAAAGGGGAGCGGCGCCUUCGAUAUGCCUCAGAGGAAGCCCAGUAAUACCAAGGGAUUCCUAUGAGGAACCACCGGAGCCAGGAAUUCGUGUCCAUUUUACAGACUGGGGUUUCACUCGGAGUUUUCUUUUAUUUACGAGCAUUAGUUUGGUCUUAUCCGGAGUACCGAAGGGCAAGGGUCUGAUUGUUAAUUAUUAGCGUGAUGUGACGGAAGCCAUCCGU
Molecule: messenger RNA, 6812 nt
Organism: Paecilomyces variotii
Lineage: Eukaryota; Fungi; Ascomycota; Eurotiomycetes; Eurotiales; Thermoascaceae
Product: P-loop containing nucleoside triphosphate hydrolase protein
Exons: 2
Coding region: 197-6655 (2152 amino acids)
Cellular component (GO): myosin complex
Molecular function (GO): ATP binding; cytoskeletal motor activity; protein binding
Source: RefSeq, a predicted model, not a curated record